AUGCCGCCUUUGCAAUUCAAAGACGCUCGAACAAAGAUUAUAGAACGUACAACGACCGCUCUAGAGUUUUCAUUGAGUCCGAAGAAAUAUGUGCAAAAAUCACUUGUGCCACUCGAUAUCACGGCCCGCAUCGACGAGCGCGGCAUCACAAAGCGAAUGCUCAUUGUGGUACAGAUACAUCGCGCCGGUACGUACCGCUCCGUCGGUGCUUUAUCGUCUUACUACCCGCCGGUAUAUGAGCUCGACUUUGACAGGUCAAGUCGGAUCUACAAGACAACAGCCCUGCGGAAUGAUAGCAACAAGACCGGCCGGGGAACGAACACGGGCCCGUUCCCGAGCGGUACCUAUCGAUUAGCAAUAUACAUUGGCUUUUAU
Molecule: messenger RNA, 375 nt
Organism: Iphiclides podalirius (scarce swallowtail)
Lineage: Eukaryota; Metazoa; Arthropoda; Insecta; Lepidoptera; Papilionidae
Source: the annotation of a GenBank genome assembly